AGCAGCAGCUGUUAAUAGAAAGCUGGCUGCAGAGCGUGUUAAAGUUCACAGAGAGAUGGGACUCGAACCUGGGACCAUGUCUCCGCUGCAGCUGUCUGUCUACUGGCGCCUGUCUCUCGUCUUCGUCUUCACCUCCUUCCUCUUCUUCCUCGACAUUUUCACCGCCGCCAUCGCCGCGGACACUUGUAGCCAUGGUAACGGAAGUGGCCCGGACGCUUUGAAUGCAGCGAUGAACCAAUCAGGGCCCGGGGACGAGUCAGAGGGCCAAGCCGAUUGGAGGACGGACAACCGGCAGCGAGACUCAGUGUGUGCUUGGACAGACUGGUUGUCCUAUGGUCAGACUGUGUUCAUGGUGGGCCAGCUGCUGGGCUCUCUGAUUGGAGGAGAAAUAUCCGACCGGUAUGGGAAGCGUCCAGUGCUGCUGGUGUGUGUUUGUGUGCACGCUCUGUGUGGCCUCGUGCCCGCCGUCCUUCCUCAGCCACUGGUCUUCCUCGCCGUCCGCUGCCUGACUGGUGUCUGCUGCUGCUGCAUCAACAUCUGCUCCUUCAGCCUGGCCGUGGAGUGGACGCCCCCUGCGGCUCGGCUCUGGCCGUCGGCCGUCCUGCCCUUCUGCUUCAGCGUGGGGACGAUGGUGGGAGCUCCUCUGGCCUGGCUCAGUCCCACCUGGACUCACCUGCACCUGUCGCUGGCUCUGCCGCAGCUCGUCUGUCUGCCGCUCUACUUUUCCAUCCCCGAGUCUCCUCGCUGGCUGCUGUUGAAGAGGAAGAUGGACGUUUUGGACCAUUACCGGAGCAACAGCCCUGAAGAUAAACAGUGUGUGGACCUGCUGUUGCACUCUUCCUCCUCUGACCUGCAGAAACCCUUCGAGGUUCAGAAGGAGGAGCCACACACAGGCCCCGCCCCCAGUGACAUCAUCCACCUCCGACACCCGACCAUCCUGCUGAGACUGUUCAUCAUGAGCUACCUGAGUGCAGCAUCAGCGCUCACGUACUUCGGUAUCUGUAUGAACAUCGGCUCCUUCGGCGUCGGCGUCUACUCCGCCCAGUUCUUCUCCGGCCUAUCAGAGGCUCCCUGCCUGCUCGUCCCACUGGUCCGCCUGGGGCGACGGCCAAUCAGCAUGCUCGCCCUCUUCCUGAGCGGGGCGGCCUGCUUCGUGUCGUUACUUCUGUCCAGAUAUGACGGCGAACCAGUGCUGGUGAUGGGUUUGGCUCUGUUGGGAAAACUCUGCAUCCUGGCGGCCAUCUUCAUCUCGACGCUGUACGCCAUCGAGCUGUUCCCCACCGUGGUCAGGCAGCGCUGCGUGUCCCUGGUGAACCUGUGCUUCCGCCUCGGCUGUCUCGUCAACACCCUCGUUCCCCCCAACCCCGACGGAGCAAUCUCAUUGGCUGCCAUGGCCGUGUACAGCAGUGGACCAAUCAUAGGCUGCGGUCUGUGCCUGUUGCUGCCGGAGACCAGCGGCGUGACGCUUCCUGAUUCGGUGGAGGACUGUGACCGGCAGCCGCACUCACAGGCGCCCUCUGGAGGACAUGAUGAGAAACAAACUUUUAUCAUAUAACUUCCUGUUUAAACACUAUUUCAUGAUAUGCUUUUACUUUGAAAAGGUUCUGCUUCCCGUCUGGUUUGUCUUUUGAACAAACCUGAAGAUCUGUUGUCGUAGAUUUCAGUUCUGACUAAGUCGCACCUCGACGAUCUCUGUUCUUAUCUUUAGUUUGAAUCUUGAAACGUCAGUUUGAACAAAGUACGAAAUCUUCAAGGUUCAAACUCAAGACCUCAAAAAACACUUUAAACCAAAGAUUUCUGUUUGUCUCUUUCAAACUUCACCAGUAAAACCAUUGAUAAUAUAUAUUAGAGAUUGUGAAGAACGGUUUCACUAUUUUCAUCCAGUUCUUCAGUGGACGACACAUCGUGACUAACGUAGCUAGUUUGAUUUAUUCCUAAACGUUAAACUUUAUAUUUAAGUUGUAACUUUUUCUUGAUAAGAUGUUAGUUUUAAAGUAUGGCUGCAUGAUGACACAACACUCGUAAAGUCCCAUGAUGCAGCAGUGACAGCGCGGUGAUCCUCAGGGGACACAGAGCAGCAGGUGACAGUUUGUGUUCAGGAAAAAUAAAAACAACACAAUGUAUCCAGAAGAAAACAACAACGCAACAACAUGGAGAUUCUUGUUUUCUCCAGAAACCCUGAGCCGCAAAGUCACGACCUCGAAAUGCGUUCAACAGAAACCAGCAGCUUACAUUUCUUAUGAAACUUAAACUUAGUCUUAAUCAAUUUCUUUAGGAGAGAAGUUAAGUCGUCACCCGGAGAAAACUUGUUUUCAUUAAGUCUUUCAGAUUCUUUCCUGCGAGCGACUUUACGUCGUUUGCAUGAAGAAGAAGAUUCGAUGAAAAGAUGAAACCUGAGCGACAGACUCCAGUCAGGGGAUCAGCCCCGUGCAGCGGGUUGCUGGUUCAGAUCCUCCAGACCCGUCACGACUUCUCUCAGAGGCUGGAACGUUUCCUGUGGAAGAAUCUGUGAACAAACUGUUUGUUUAUCACAAAUCACUGAGUGAAUCCAGCCUGAACAAACACGGAGCCUGUUUAUUUAAUAGAAAAACAACUUUAUGUAAAAGUAGUCCAAAGUGCUGAUGUGUGCUUUUCACACAAAGUCUCACUUAUGUCUGACGACCACAAGAAAUCUACAAAGAAAUGUUUGAAAUCGUAAAUUAUCUGCAGGACUGAAGAGAUUUACGGCCUGAGAAUGAAAACCCGCUGGAGUAGAAUCACUUUCUAUAUAAAGUAACACGAGUCUUUCCUGUUUGUUGGAUUUGAGAACCGACCUUGUGAGGAAUAAUCCUGGAGAGUGGGGAUCUGUAUGUGCUCGUGAGUGAAGCAGUUUCAAAUCGCAGGUUAAACUUUGAGGCGAAUGGGAUUUUUUUAUUUUGACUGGUUUGAUCUCGAAAAUGUCAAACAUGACAAAGUGUUCUGUGAUUUCUGCUCCAGUGAAAAGCAACGAGUUGAUGUGUUUCUCCAGCGUUCUGAUGAGAGCAGAACUGUUCUCAGGACUCGUGGAACAAGUCGUCACCACUUUGAGAAGUCCUCCUUCUCAUCCUGGGCGAGGGGACGAGCCACAGAGCUCUGCUGUUCAGAUCGAUGAUGUUUAACGUGAGAUUCACUUCGGAACAGAACGUCUGUGAAGUGAGCGACUUCAGAGACACGUGAUCACGUUGUUUUAUAGUUUGUGUUGUUUUAUGGUUUGUGUUGUUUUAUAGUUUGUGUUGGAACAAGAGAUCUGUUUUAAUCAGGACGUUUCCUGCUCGUCAUCGAUCAGCUGACUCACACACACACGUUCACACAUUAUACUCAACAACUUCUCAGCUUCCACCUACUUUCAGGCUCAUUUACAGAUAUUAGACAUUUUUAUAAGUUUGAACUGGAAAGAAAUAUUAAUUGAUGCAAAUGACAUUUUUCCAAAUUAGAUUUAUUUAUAAUCUUCAAACAGCCUCUGAUGUGUAAAAACAAUCCCACAAACAUCAUUAUUAUGUUAAUCUAGAUUAAGUGAUAAUCCUGUUGAAUUAUAUAUUGACCACAACCACAGAAGAUAAAGAGCCUACACCCCCCACGUCCCGUUUUGUGCUGUGGAGACAUUUUAAAGGUGGAGACAGUAACAGACCACAGAAGAUUUUAAUACUUUUAUAGAUAACAAAAUGAAAAAACAAAUAAAAUGACCUUCUAAAUCAAAUCCAUCUUAAUUUAGUUUGAAAAGUGCUUUUAUUUUGGUAGCAAAUGUAGAAGAGGUUUUUGGUUGUUUUUCUAGUUUGUAUUUUGAAGGGAAAGGACAGGAAGUGGUUCUGCUGCAGAAUCCUCAGAUAAAGGCCACGAGUGAGGGACGAGAAUCUUUGGAUCAUAUCUUUGGAAAUGCAACGAUGUGAUUCAGACUUUUAAACAGCUGAUGUUUAUUAAACUGCUCUGUUCAUUUUUUUUAAUCUGUUUCACGAGGAACAUGUAAUGUUGUAUGAUCUCACUUUAUUCUUCUGAAACAUAACUUUCUUAUGAAAACUGUUUUUAUUGUGUUAAUUCAAAGUGUGUAGAACAUUUAGUGGAAGAGGAAGCAGCAGCAGUUUGUCUUCAGUUGUUCACACAGUUCGUGAAUAUGUGUAACAAUAAAAGACUCAUUGAUAAUAAAUGUAAAUGUUUACGUUCAGAAA
Pleuronectes platessa (European plaice) is the source of this 4181-nucleotide messenger RNA. Its product is annotated as solute carrier family 22 member 13. The transcript has 9 exons. Gene Ontology annotation, biological process: transmembrane transport. NCBI's taxonomy places the organism in Eukaryota, Metazoa, Chordata, Actinopteri, Pleuronectiformes, Pleuronectidae. The record is from RefSeq and is a predicted model, not a curated record. Bases 56 to 1555 code for a protein of 499 amino acids. Gene Ontology annotation, molecular function: transmembrane transporter activity.